GUUGGCUUGUACGUUUCUUUUCCAAAAGAAGAAAAAAAAACCGGUACAGUUUCUUCUUGCAAGUUUGCAACGGCCAAUUUACCGUCUUUCCCACCAUACUGGAGCAACAAUGCUACUCCACCCCUCCUUCCCGGCCAUUAAUCCUCUCACUUCCAACCGAUUCAAAACUUUCCUUCACCGUCAUCGUACCACUGUGGCCCGCCGUACACUCCGAUGCGCUGCCGGCAAUGGUGACGUCGACGCAUUCACCAAGCGCUCCGGUUACCUCUUCAAGCUCACCGCCUUCGAGGUUGAUUCCUUGGCCGACUACAACGUCUCGAAGAUUGCCGCGGUCUACAGGAGGAAACCGCUGGUUCUCUUUCGCCGCCUUUUUCAGAUCGGGACCACUUUCGGAAAAUGGUUCGCCCUCCGGUACCUCGACCGGGUCAUGGAGAAGUCCGACUUGAUGUUCGAGGUUCGGGCCGCAGAGCUUCGGAAAAUACUGGUGGAACUUGGUCCGGCAUAUAUCAAAGUUGCUCAGGCUAUCUCAUCCAGACCUGAUUUGAUACCUCCCUCAUAUUUGGAUGAGCUCUCAUUGUUGCAAGAUCAAAUUAGUCCAUUUUCCACUGAAGUUGCUUUCAACACAAUAGAACAAGAACUUGGUUUACCUUUAGAUGACGUUUUUUCAGAAAUUUCACCAGAGCCUAUAGCUGCAGCCUCCCUUGGGCAGGUUUAUCAAGCUAGACUUCGUCGUAGGGGAGAGGUUGUCGCUGUUAAAGUGCAAAGACCAGGGGUUCAAGCUGCAAUAUCCCUAGACAUUCUAAUAUUGCGUUUUCUAGCGGGAUUACUUAGGAGAGCAGGAAAAUUGAACACAGAUCUUCAGGCAGUUGUUGAUGAAUGGGCAUCAAGUCUUUUUCGGGAGAUGGAUUACAUGAAAGAAGCAAACAAUGGUCUCAAAUUUAGACAAUUAUAUGGUGCACUACCAGAUGUUUUGGUCCCAAAAAUGUAUGUGGAGCAUACAACUCGUAAGGUCCUUGUUAUGGAAUGGGUGGAGGGACGAAAGUUGUCAGAAGUGAAGGAUCUUUACUUGAUUGAGGUUGGAGUCUAUUGCUCAUUCAAUCAACUUCUGGAAUAUGGCUUCUAUCAUGCAGACCCACACCCUGGAAACCUUCUCCGGACAUAUGAUGGGAAACUAGCUUAUUUAGAUUUUGGUAUGAUGGGUGAAUUUAAGCAAGAACUCCGUGAUGGAUUUAUUGAAGCCUGUCUCCACCUUGUGAACCGUGAUUUUGAUGCAUUGUCAAAGGACUUCGUCACUCUUGGGCUUCUUCCACCGACAGCAGACAGGGAUGCUGUUACAAAGGCUUUAACAGGUGUAUUCCAGAAUGCUGUUGCUAAAGGAGUUCGGAAUAUUAGCUUUGGAGACCUGUUAGGAAAUUUAGGAACAACCAUGUAUAAGUUCAAAUUUCAAAUACCUUCAUAUUUUUCUCUUGUCAUUCGGAGCCUUGCUGUAUUGGAGGGAAUUGCAAUUGGCUUUGACCCAGAUUACAAAGUCUUGGGAAGUACAUACCCUUGGAUUGCUAGAAAAGUACUAACUGACAGCUCACCAAAGCUAAAGGCUUCUUUGCAAACUCUUCUUUAUGAGGAUGGUGUCUUCAGAAUUGAUCGUCUAGAGUCUUUGCUAACAGAGUCCCUCCGCGCCAAAACAGAGAAGGCCUUGGUCAGAAAACAAGCAGAGGAAACUGGUUCCAGGGUUGUUAUUAAGCAAGUCCUUUCUUUUACUUUAACUGAGAAGGGUGCCUUUUUGAGGGAUAUGCUUCUUCAAGAAAUUGCUAAGGGUUUGGAUGCUCUUGGGCUAGCGACACUGAAUUCUAUAACCUCUACAGCUAUACCCUUCAUGUCUUUCGUUCCAGUCUCAUCAAUGACUGAUGAGGACACGGCCAACUUGAGAACCUUGAGUCGUCUUCUGCUGCUGUUGUCAGGGUAUCAACAGACUGAAAAUUCAGUCGGGGGACUUGGAGGUGGUGUCAGCCCAGACAAGAAUCAAAAACUGUACCCAGAGGAAGCAUCAUCUGUCUUUAAUCAACUUGCAUCUGUUCAAGAAAUUCUACCCAUUCUCUCUGUUAUUUUUGAGCUCCCACCUGAAUCCCAACAGCAGUUACUUGGUCUACCUGCUGAUCUGGCUGGACGGUUGAGUUCCCGUGUCGCUGCGAGGACUAUACGGAGAAUGUUUUUAUGAAACAUUUACAUUACUUUUUCCUCCUUUACUAAAGGUUUCAUAUUUUGAAUAUCCUUCCUACCGGUUAGGAAUUCCUUGAGAAGGGGGGGUUCUGAGAAAUUCUUUAUAGCGUGCAAUUGAAUUUACUCCUUGUAAAGAUUGUUUGGGAUGUGGUGGAUUUGAAUUCACUACUGUGCGUUGUAGAUGCAUGGGUUUGGGAAGGAUUUAGAUUUGGGUGUUUAAAAUACAAUUCCCUUGUUAUGUUUA
This is a messenger RNA of Juglans microcarpa x Juglans regia, 2461 nucleotides long. RefSeq lists its product as uncharacterized. Lineage: Eukaryota; Viridiplantae; Streptophyta; Magnoliopsida; Fagales; Juglandaceae. The transcript is spliced from 21 exons. The coding region runs from base 110 to 2215 and encodes 701 amino acids. Gene Ontology annotation, biological process: protein phosphorylation. Gene Ontology annotation, molecular function: protein kinase activity; ATP binding. The record is from RefSeq and is a predicted model, not a curated record.